GUCAUAAAGAAGAAACAUAAAUUGUUUAACCGGUUCGUUUACUAAAAAUGUUCAACAUAACUGUAAAGGCAAAUACGAAGCGCUUAGGAAGCGCGGCAACGUCAUUCUCUUUAGUAAUGCUUAUAGCUAUAAGAAUUUUGAACAUAAUAUUAUUCUGUUAGGUACUUUUAGGUUAGGUUUAAGAGGUUGGAAUACUUUGAGAUAUUCAUUUUAAUUUCAGUAUUUUUUUUAUUCGUGAUAUGCCGUAAAUCGUGCAAUAAUUAUAUGAUCAAGUCUUAAUUAAUAGAUACAAUAAAAAUAUCCCUCCUAGGAAAAAAGUGUUAUAUGUGGUGCUCUUUAGUAUAUCGGCUUACAUUUUACACGAAACUUAUGUUUCUAUUGUUCAGUGUAAUCAAGUGUUGAUAACAAAGUAACGAGUAUCAAUUCAGUCACAAUUUCACUGUAAACGAAGGCGGUUUUGUUGUUUAUAAUAUAUUUUAUUUUCAUUUAAAAUGAGCGAAGGUAAAGAUAAUUUAGUUCCAGUAAUAAAAGUGCCAACAGAUGAAAGAAAGCUAAAUUUAAGUAAGCAUUUUUAUAAUGAAUUUGGUUGUCAACCUGAAUUUAUCGUCAGAGUUCCAGGACGAGUUAAUUUAAUUGGUGAACAUAUUGAUUACUGCGGCUAUCCGGUGCUGCCGAUGGCAUUGGAACAAGAUAUUCUUCUGGCUGGCAGUUUAAUUAAGGAGCAUAAACUUUUGAUGCGUAAUACUAAUUCAAAAUAUGAAAAUUUCGAGACGGAAUUAAAAUCGUUUAAUGAAAUCGUCAUAACACCGGAUGCUAACGGCAAACCGUAUUGGUAUAAUUACAUGCUUUGUGGUAUCAAGGGGGCCUUAGAACAUUUAAAUAAUGAAGUAUUGUAUGGCUUAAAUAUGUACGUAGACGGUAACAUUCCUCCCGCGUCAGGAUUAUCGAGUUCCUCGGCUUUAGUCAGCGCAGCAUGUCUUGCGUUCCUUUACGCCCAGAAGGCGGUUUUAAAUAAAAUUGACAUAGCUGGUUUGUGCGCACGAUGCGAAAGAUAUAUAGGAACCCAAGGCGGUGGAAUGGAUCAAGCAAUAGCUUUCCUUGCAGAAAAAUAUUGUGCCCAAUAUAUUACAUGGAAUCCAACGAAGGCGACAAAAGUUGUUCUACCGGAAGAAGCCUCGUUUGUUGUGGCUCAUAGUUUAGCUGAGGUCAACAAAGCUGCUACCAACGAUUACAAUAGACGAGUAGCGGAAUGCAGGCUCGCUGCAAAGCUUUUAUCUUUGUCCAUACAAACAAUGAGUCACACCGUCAUCACUUUGGGACAAGUACAAAAACUACUAAAUAAAUCAUUAGAAGAAAUGAUUGCCCUUGUUAAAGAAACACUGCCUAAAGAUAUUUACACAAAAGAAGAAAUUUGUGCUAUAUUAAAUGUCAGCACAGAUGAACUAGAUAAUUUUUAUUUAACACCAAAUACAAAGCAAUUAUCGGAAUUUAAGCUCAAGCAGAGAGCUCUUCACGUUUAUGAAGAAGCAAGGAGAGUAGAAGAUUUUAAAAAAAUAUGUGAAAAGACAAACAAAUGUCUGAACGGAACAAAUGGGACAAGUUCAGUUAAGGAAGACAUCAAUACAUUGGAAAGCUUAGGGAAGCUCAUGUCAGAAAGUCACGAAAGCUUAAAAAACCUUUACGAAUGUUCCCAUGAGAAUUUAGAUCGUCUGGUAGACAUUUCAUUUCAGAUGAAUGUCCAUGCGAGACUUACCGGAGCAGGCUGGGGUGGAUGUAUAGUAGCUUUGUGUCCCAGAGAAAAAGUUAAGGAAUAUAUUGAAACUUUGGAAGACGAAUUUUACAUAAAACAUUGCAAUAUUGAUAAAAGCAAAGCCAAUUCUUAUGUUUUUGCAACAUCUCCAAAUUUUGGUGCUGUUAUUUAUAUUACAAAUUAACAAAAUAUAUUAUUUUUAUUAUAAAAGUAUAAGGCAUAGAAUCCAUUAAUAUUAAUGAGGUUAUUUUUAUCAGUGCCACAACAAAACUUGUCUCUAUAUUUUAUUACCAUAGCAGAAUUCUGUGAAGAUAAAUAUUGAAUAGAUAUAAGUCAUGAGAAUAUGAUUUCUUUAGUCAUUACUUUUAUUAUGUUAAUGCUUUAUUUUAUUAAGUGUAUAAAUAAUUUACAAUGUAUUUAUUAUUGUUUUAAAGUUACUAUAUUUAUUUAUUAGUAGCUUAGCAUUUAAUGAGUUCUUAAUUAUCAUAACUUAUAUAAAAUUAUGUCUUA
Molecule: messenger RNA, 2260 nt
Organism: Danaus plexippus (monarch butterfly)
Lineage: Eukaryota; Metazoa; Arthropoda; Insecta; Lepidoptera; Nymphalidae
Gene: Galk
Product: N-acetylgalactosamine kinase
Exons: 1
Coding region: 492-1934 (480 amino acids)
Biological process (GO): galactose metabolic process; carbohydrate phosphorylation
Cellular component (GO): cytosol; cytoplasm
Molecular function (GO): ATP binding; galactokinase activity
Source: RefSeq, a predicted model, not a curated record